Molecule: messenger RNA, 1158 nt
Organism: Mitosporidium daphniae
Lineage: Eukaryota; Fungi; Microsporidia
Exons: 2
Source: RefSeq, a predicted model, not a curated record
UCUCAAAAUCUCCUACUGGUUGCUGGUGUCGCUGAGGGUGUCCAAAUCAUCUCUGUAUCAGAACAGCGAGUGAUUAAAAAGAUUCCCGUAUCUCAGCUAACGCUUCCUGGGGCACCCAUGGCCAUCUCUUCCACCAUGUAUAAAGACCACAUUGUGGACAUUCUGACGCAACCCUUUUUGGCACACUCAUCUCAUCUAAAAGGAAGCACCAGCAAGGCCGCCCACAUUCGCAUCGAUUUUUCGUCUGCGAACAAGCCACCAAAGGUUGAUUUCGAAAUGCAUCAUCUUGGUGAUAUUUCAGCUAAUAUGGACCUCGAUGUAGAGGAUGGUGAAGACGGAGCCCAGACAGCAUCUACCACACUUUUAUAUUCGUAUUUUGGCAUUGUUCGAUCUCCAUUCUCUGGAUCAUUUAUUGCAACACUUUCGGGCAUUGAUGGACCUGCAUAUCCCAAAACCUUCACUGCCCCCCUGCUGGCGAAGGUGUGCAGCCUUCAUGGUCAACUCGAAGAAGAUCAAAAAAUUGAUUCUGCUAACUAUUUACAAAUGAAUGGCGAGGACAAUCUAAUAUUUCCUAAAUGUUUGGACCAUGCUGAUGGGAGCUUUCCGAAGCGUGAUUUUAACCGUCCUUUUUAUGAAGUUGGUGCUUUAGUAAAGUCUUUUGGAUGGGAGCUUGGUAUGACUUGUAGCCUUCUUGCCGGAGGCUGGGGAGAGGCUGAAUGCGGGGGCUUCUUGGAAAAGGUUCUUGUUCCAGCUCCACCUGAGGAGUCUCCUUUGAUGCUACACCUAUCCAGACUCCAAAGAAACAUUUUUAUCCUUUACGCCGGUGGGGUCCAUUUGGACGAAUUCAAUCCAAUGCUAAGAGAUAGCGAAAGACAAAUUUUGCACCUGCUUAAUGGUUAUUUGAUUGCGAAAGUGGAAGCCAACUCCCAUCACGCUCAUGGGAAUAUUGAUCCAAACGAGGAAAAUUUAAGGAACUGCUCCCAUUGCUCGAACCCUCCAUUUCGCCUUUUUAAGCCUUUGUUGCAAAAUUCUUCUCAUGAAUUCAUUGUGAAUAACGGGUUCGAUAGUCUUUGUUCUUAUCAAGAGUCCAACUGUAUGUGGUGCGGUGUCCAAACCAAUCUAUGUCGUAAAGGUCUCAAUUCUAUCUGUCCUAUUUGA